GGGCGGCCCCGUCCGUCUGUCCCCGCCGGCGAGGAUCUCCCCCGCCGCCGCCCCCGCCCGCGCCCGCGCCCGCGCCGCCGGCCGCGCUUCCCUUUCCUGCCGCGCGCCCCCUCCCUUUCCGCCCUCCCCGCCUCCCUGCCUGUCCUUCCCCGCUCCCGCUCUCCUUCCCCGCCGCCUGCCUUUCUUUCCUCUCUGUGCGCCGGCUUCGUGAGGCUUUUACGCACCCGCGCGCCGUCCGUUGCAGCUUACAUAAAGGCGGGCGCGAUUAUGCAAUUGCGUUGUUAGCGAUAUUUCGAGAGCGGUGGCUCGUUUCCUUAGGAUUUCGACACGAAGGGACGUGCGUUUCUUAAAAGCAGCACUGAGAAUAAAGCCUUGCAACGGAAAGAAUGUUUUUCGAUAUUUUUACACGAUCUCUGCUUGGACCAAACCUGUCUGGACCUUUUUUUUUUUUUUUUUUUUAAUGGAAAAGGGAAGAGGUGGAGGAAAGAAUGGAAAUUAUUUCUGAAAGGUCAAAAGAGAGCAUGUAUUUCUGGAACAAAACUGCAGAGAAAAGUGACUUUGAAGCUGUGGAAGCACUUAUGUCAAUGAGCUGCAGUUGGAAGUCUGAUUUUAAGAAAUACAUUGAAAACAGACCUGUUACCCCAGUAUCUGAUAUGUCAGAGGAGGAGAAUCUUCUUCCGGGGACACCUGAUUUUCACACAAUCCCAGCAUUUUGUUUGACUCCACCUUACAGCCCAUCUGACUUCGAACCCUCUCAAGUGUCAAAUCUGAUAGCACCAGUGCCAUCUACUGGACACUUCAAAUCACUGUCGGAUACUGCCAAGCCUCACACUGCUGCACCUUUCAAAGAGGAAGAAAAUAGCCCAGUAUCUGCUCCCAAGCUCCCCAAGGCUCAGGCAACAAGUGUGAUUCGUCAUACAGCUGAUGCCCAGUGUAACCACCAGUCUUGCCCAGUGAAAGUGGCCAGCAUUCUCAACUCUCAGGACAACUCUUUUCGAAGAAGAACCCACCUAUCUGCUGAGGCUGCAAGAAAAAACAUACCAUGUGCUGCUGUGUCACCAAACAGACCCAAGUGUGAGAGGAGCGCAGUGGCAGAUGUUGAUGAGAAAGCCGGUGCUGCACUGUAUGACUUUCCCGUGCCUUCCUCAGAGACUGUCAUCUGUAGGUCUCAAGCAGCCCCCAUGUCCCCCCAACAGAAGUCGAUGUUGGUCCCUCCACCUGCAGUGUCCUCGGGGGGAGUGCCGCCUAUGCCGGUCAUCUGCCAGAUGGUUCCCCUUCCUGCAAACAACCCUGUCGUGACAACAGUCGUUCCCAGCACUCCGCCCAGCCAGCCGCCCGCCGUCUGCCCCCCUGUCGUGUUCAUGGGCACUCAGGUGCCCAAAGGCGCUGUCAUGUUUGUGGUACCCCAGCCCGUUGUGCAGAGCCCAAAGCCUCCAGUGGUGAGCCCAAAUGGCACCAGACUCUCUCCCAUUGCCCCUGCUCCCGGGUUUUGCCCUUCGGCAGCCAAAGUCACUCCUCAGAUCGACUCAUCAAGGAUAAGGAGUCACAUCUGUAGCCACCCAGGAUGUGGCAAGACAUACUUUAAAAGUUCCCAUCUGAAGGCCCACACAAGAACACACACAGGAGAAAAGCCUUUCAGCUGUAGCUGGAAAGGUUGUGAAAGGAGGUUUGCCCGUUCUGAUGAACUGUCCAGGCACCGGCGAACCCACACAGGUGAGAAGAAGUUUGCCUGUCCCAUGUGUGACCGGCGGUUCAUGAGGAGUGACCAUUUGACCAAGCAUGCCCGGCGCCAUCUGUCAGCCAAGAAGCUACCAAACUGGCAAAUGGAAGUGAGCAAGUUAAACGACAUUGCCCUACCUCCAACCCCAGCUCCCACACAGUGACAGACCAGAAAGUGAAAAGUCACCUAACUUUGGUCACAGCUGGGAGCCAGUGGUGAUGGAAAACGCUUCCACCGCAAGUCUGUGUCCCUCCUGCGUGGGCUGAAAGCUGAGUCCCCGCAGCCUGGCGUGGAGGCCCAGCCUGGGCAGAGAUGACAAGACAGGCUUUGGCCACAGGCAGGUCACAGAACGACAGGUUUCAUUUCUUACGACAUAAGAGAGAUGAGGAAGCUUUUAUUCCUUUGAAUAUUUUUUGAAGGUUUCAGAUAAGGUCAACACAGCACCGGUUUUGAGUUUAUGUGCACAUUUUUUACUUUACUUUUGCUGUUUAUACUUGAGACCAACUUUUCAAUGUGAUUCUUCUAAAGCACUGGUUUCAAGGAAAUAGAGAUGAAAUAAACAUUACGGUACAGAGAUGGAGAUGUAAAAUCAGUUUGUGUUAUUACAGAUAUCGUCAUCUUUUUCUCGAGUUAUCUUGUUUACUAUUCCUAGUCUUUCCAGUCAACUUUGUGGAUGUAGCUAUUAAAUAUAUCUAGAACUAUCAUUUUUACACUUGUUAAUAUUUGGAAUUGAACGGCUGUAAACUGCUAAGAGGGUCCAAAGAAUUGGAAUCCUCCGUAAUUUAACUGCUUUGAAGUAUAGCUACAAUCUUUUUUUGCAUUUUUGUUCUGAAAGUUUAACAAAAGACUAUAUCUAGGCAUUUUAUUUUGCGUUGAGCUUUAGUUUGCCUGCAGUUUCUUGUGUAGAUUUGAAAAUCGUAUACCAAUGUGUUUUCUGUAGACUCUAAGUAAGAUACACUGCACUUUGUUUAGAAUACAGAUCUGAAGAUGAAAAUAUAUAUUAUCAAGAAGGGAUAUCAAGAAUUUUAGAUAACUCCUUGAAAAAGAUGGCUUAUGUCAUCAGGAAAGCACCCUUAUGUUAUAAGAAUAUGAUGUUUGUUUGAUUGAAUUAGAAAGUUAGUGACCAUUAUUCACAGAUGGACAAAUGGUGUCCUUUUAAUUUAUAGGAGUUUUUUUGGGAUGUGGAUGUAGGUGAGUAUACAAAUUAUUAUUAGAACAUUCACUUCUGUUAACAGUAUUUCUGUUAUAUUCUGUUAUAUAGUGGAUGAUAUACACAGUGACAAAAGUCAAUUAUUUAAAAUAUAGUGAAAAAUGUCACUAUUAUCUUCCCAUUUAACAUUUUUCUGUAUAUUGAGUGUAGAUUUCUGACAUCAAAUCUCAGACCUUUGGAAGACAAAAAAAGUUUUCUCUUAAUUAAAAAAAAAAAGAACCUUGUGACUUACAAUUUGCACAACAUCUCUUUUGUUGUACUUUAUAUCUUGUUUACAAUAAAGAAUUUCCUUUGGUAUAU
This is a messenger RNA of Carlito syrichta (Philippine tarsier), 3230 nucleotides long. RefSeq names its product Kruppel like factor 10 (gene KLF10). Gene Ontology annotation, biological process: regulation of transcription by RNA polymerase II. The record is from RefSeq and is a predicted model, not a curated record. NCBI's taxonomy places the organism in Eukaryota, Metazoa, Chordata, Mammalia, Primates, Tarsiidae. The transcript is spliced from 4 exons. Gene Ontology annotation, molecular function: RNA polymerase II cis-regulatory region sequence-specific DNA binding; DNA-binding transcription factor activity, RNA polymerase II-specific. The coding region runs from base 489 to 1883 and encodes 464 amino acids.